AUGGUGAAUGGACUCAAGGUUGAAGAUAGACUUGAUGGUGCCUCCAACUUCACCUCUUGGAAGUUUAGAGUCCUAAUUGCGUUAGAAAAAAAUGAUAAUUUCGAAUUUGUGGAGAAAGAAGUUCCUGAGCCUGAUGAUGAGACUGAGAAAACACAAUGGAGGAAGAAUGAUACGAAGGCCAAGAAGAUAUUGAUUGAAUCCAUAAAGGAUCACCUUGUACCUAUUAUAUCCAAGUUAAAGACGACCAAAACCAUGUUUGAGACUCUACAAGGCAUGUAUGAAAUAAACAACACCAUAAUGGCUCUUGCAUUGAGGCAACAGUUUCAUCACAUUAAAAUGGCUAAAGGAGAAUCUAUCCUCUCCUUCUUCAUGAAGACCACUGAGUUGAAGGAUCAACUAGGUGCCAUAGGAGAUGAAGUUGAAAACAGAGACCUGGUUAUGUUGGCUUUAAAUGUUCUUCCACAAUCUUGGGAGUCCUUCAUCCAAAGAAUCAGUGGAAGAUCCAAAUUGCCAAAGUUUGAUUGCCUUAGAGCAAAUUGCAUUCAAGAAGAAUCAAGGUUGGCCGCAAGAGGUAUUGAUCGUAGCUCUUGCAAUGAAGAUAAUUAUGUUCUUGCUACUCAAACUUCAAAUAGGAAAAGAAGAGAAGGGAGAAAAGGAAAUUUCAAAAGAAAUAGAAACAGGAAAUUAGAUGCUACUCCUAAAUGA
Cryptomeria japonica (Japanese cedar) is the source of this 705-nucleotide messenger RNA. RefSeq lists its product as uncharacterized. NCBI's taxonomy places the organism in Eukaryota, Viridiplantae, Streptophyta, Pinopsida, Cupressales, Cupressaceae. The coding region runs from base 1 to 705 and encodes 234 amino acids. The record is from RefSeq and is a predicted model, not a curated record. The transcript has a single exon.